AUGAUUAAAUCCAACAUCAUAUACGCCAGCAUUUCCCUCUUUUCAAUCUUUCUCCAGCAAACAUCCGCCUGCAGACAGGCCAUUGUAACGUACUCCACGGAGUACGAGUGUGACCUUGACCACUUCGACACUGCCAUCGCGGAAGACUGCAAGAAAUUGGCCGAAGGCAUCGGCAAGCAGGGAAAGAAGUUUGCGGAACCUCCGGUAGUCGACUCGGUGGAGUGCCUGGAAUGUGAUCCGGACGGUGAAUCAAGGAAAUGCCGCUGUCUUCUGAGCGCAUGGCGAUUUCGCGAUUGGGAGCCCGAGCCGGCCAAGUUUGAUGAUUUUCAGUACGAAUACUGGAGGCCCAUGGAGAAUGGAAAGCUCGAUGUCAGUUGCGAUAAGUAA
Messenger RNA from Colletotrichum chrysophilum, 387 nucleotides. RefSeq lists its product as uncharacterized. Lineage: Eukaryota; Fungi; Ascomycota; Sordariomycetes; Glomerellales; Glomerellaceae. The record is from RefSeq and is a predicted model, not a curated record. The transcript has a single exon. Bases 1 to 387 code for a protein of 128 amino acids.